Messenger RNA from Carassius gibelio (silver crucian carp), 2606 nucleotides. RefSeq names its product voltage-dependent calcium channel gamma-like subunit. Gene Ontology annotation, cellular component: membrane. The transcript has 2 exons. NCBI's taxonomy places the organism in Eukaryota, Metazoa, Chordata, Actinopteri, Cypriniformes, Cyprinidae. The coding region runs from base 1647 to 2282 and encodes 211 amino acids. The record is from RefSeq and is a predicted model, not a curated record. Gene Ontology annotation, molecular function: calcium channel activity; voltage-gated monoatomic ion channel activity.
UCAUAAGGUCUGCCUUAACGGUAACGUGGCCAGUUCUUGAUAUUAUCAAUGUCCUGUCAGUCAUUAGAUCGCAGUUAUUAUGAGGUAUUUGUUCACAUCACCUGACCAAAUAUUUACCAACACGCCAGGGCUUUAAAAUAUUUCCCUCUAGUCAAUGGGUUUAUGAGGUGGAUGAGUGUGUAAACAUCAAUGUCAACCAUUUCCAGUUUUCCAUGAUUUCUAUCCCACCUAAUGUCUUCACCUCAGUCUGGAAAGGGCUCAAAGUCUUUUCGCUAUAGAUACUAUAAAUCGCAUGAUUAUGUUUUAGGCUAACAGUCACCCAAAAGGGACCUGGCCAGUCAGUAAUUAUGAUAAUCAUCAGUUUAGAUCAGUGAUCCUCAAAUCUGGCUCGUGAGAUCCACUUUCCUGCAGAGUUUAGCUCCAAACCUAAUCAAACAAACCUACCUGUGAUUUUCUAACGUUCCUGAAGACAUUGAUUAACAUACUCCGGUGUGUUUGAUUAAGGUUAGAGCUAAACUGUAGGAUUGCAGAUUUGAUGAUCAAUAAAUUAAUGAUUUCUGUGAAGAGAAACAUUCUCAGCAAAGUUUAAGGCUUCAUGCUUGAUACCAACAACAUAUUAUUUUACUAAUUACUUAAACAUACUAGUUAAACUGCUACUAGUGACUGGUCAGUGUCUUAAGGUUGCUUGUUUGUUUUUGUUACUGGUGAGAUAAAGCCAUUUUAAUUGUGUUGAGUGAAAAACGGAAAUAAAUGUAAAUAUGUACUUAGUUAUUUGUUAAAAUAGUUCUAGCAACCUAGGCUACUGGAAAAGUUUAUAAACGGAUCAAAGCCACACAAGACUAAAAAUGAGACGAUGAGAUACUAUAGGCCUACUGGUAUUAUUAAAAAUAAAAAUAAAAAAUGAGUCACCUUGAAUAUGUCCACUAAUGCAUUCUCUGUAUGUGAUUGACAUAAAACAUUUGGAAGAAAAAAAUCUUGCUAAGGCACAUUUUAUAUAAAUGCACAUUUUACACAUUUUUGUGCAUAAUUUGAAGAUUUAUUAUUUAUUUGUAUUUUUUUGCACAACACAUGUGAGAUGUUAAGGCUUUGAUUCAAGUUUAGACUUCAGACUAUAUUGUUUACAAUAUAUAUAUGUGUGUGUGUGUGUGUGUGUGUGUGUCUGAUUUACUCUUUAAUUAGAUGCUCGCUUUCUAAUGAAUAGUUAAAAUUGCCUGGGACAAGGGUAAAAAUUUAAUGUAUGCAUAACGGUGACAAUAAAAAGAUGAACUCAUGUAUUUCUAUGCCUAUUAUAUUAUAGAAUGCAUAUUAUAAACUUUCCAAAGUUUUGCUACCUUCAUAUAUAUAUAUAUAUAUAUAUAUAUAUAUAUAUAUAUUAAACUAAAAAUAUUAGUUGUAAUAAAAAUCCCUUGGAUGAAAAUGCCCAAAUUUGAAGAAACUCCUUCAUACAGAUCUGAUUCACACGAAGCGCCAGUGAUGUGCGUGUCUAAGGAGAAAGCCGGGAGGGGCAGGUUUAUAGACUGAACUACUUCUGUUGACUGACGCCAGUUAAUGUUACACUAACAUCAUACUGUACUUUCGACUGGAGUUGACUUGGCUUCUUCGUCUCGCUUCUCCUGGUCUGAGCUUUACGUCUCGUUGAACUCAAUAUGACGGCAAUAAAAAUCAGGGUUGGGGCUGAUCCACGUGAGAAAUCCACUCCUCUUUUUUUAGACUUAUUUUGCCGCGGUCUUAUUAUCCUGUGUACAUUUCUGUCUGUCAUCCUCUCAUCUAUUGCUGUGUGUGAUGGUCACUGGCUGCUCGACGGCCGCCGUAUGUGGGGCCUGUGGUAUUUCUGCUCACUGGAGGAGCACCAGGGCUCUGUGUUGGGGUCCCAGAGUUUUAAAGCAUCGUCUAACUGCACUAGACACCUGGAGGAGGCAGGGGUGGAUGGUCUGGGCGUGGGCUUGGCUGCGUGUCGUUCUGUGAUUACUCUGGCUGUGGUCAGUGCCAUAUUCGGACUGGAGUUGCUUGUGAUGUCACAGGCCAGUGAAGGGAGGGACUCCAGUCAACGCUGGAGCCUCGGGGCAUGGCUGGUGCUGCUGGCGGGUUUGAUGGCUGGCGGAGGGGUCACAACAUUUGUAGUCCUGUUAGGGGCAUCUGCAACGCUCUUUGGGUUUACUCUGACCUUCUGGGGCCAGUUCACUGCCACUUUCCUGUUCUUCCUCAAUGGAAUGGCAGCAUGGCACAUCCAGCAUAUUGAACCACUGCUGCUCAGUGGACAUCAUGACAAACUGUUGAAAUAAGGCCGACACAAACAAUACUCUCUUUAAUACUUGGAGAAGCUGCAUUAGAAGCCACUGUCGGUUCAUCUCAAGCAGCUCUGCUCUGUAUCUGCAUUCUUUUGCAUCAAAACUGAUAAGUAAUUUUUAAGAUUUAUAAAUAAUGAGGAACCUUCUGAAAAGGCCAAAUGUACCAAUGUUAAUAUGAAGGAAUGUUCCAUUUCAAUUUUUCACAGGUGUUUUAUCUGGGUUUUGAAUUGCUUUGCAUUGUGUUUUAGGUUUGGAAGAAUUUUCUGUAAACUUGAAAAUUGGUGCAGGGCUGGUGUGGAAAUAAAUGUUUUACUAGUU